Messenger RNA from Pelodiscus sinensis (Chinese soft-shelled turtle), 3094 nucleotides. The record is from RefSeq and is a predicted model, not a curated record. NCBI's taxonomy places the organism in Eukaryota, Metazoa, Chordata, Testudines, Trionychidae.
AUGGUGCACAAAGCCCAGUUCACCUGGGACCCUGAGACGGUUGGAAUGAUUCACGGCUCCUUCUUCUGGGGCUACAUUGUCACCCAGAUCCCUGGGGGGUUCAUCGCCCAGAAAUUCGCUGCUAAUAGGGUGUUUGGCUUCGCCAUCGUGGCCACCUCGACCCUGAACAUGCUGAUCCCUUCCGCUGCCCGCGUGCACUACGGCUGCGUCAUCUUCGUCCGCAUCCUGCAGGGGCUGGUGGAGGGGGUGACGUACCCGGCCUGCCACGGGAUCUGGAGCAAGUGGGCCCCACCUAUGGAGCGCAGCCGCCUCGCCACCACGGCCUUCUGUGGCUCCUACGCUGGCGCCGUGGUGGCCAUGCCGCUGGCUGGGGCCGUGGUGGCCAUGCCGCUGGCUGGCGUCCUGGUCCAGUAUUCGGGGUGGAGUUCUGUCUUCUAUGUGUACGGCAGCUUCGGGAUCUUCUGGUAUAUGUUCUGGCUGAUGGUUUCCUAUGAGAGCCCGGCCAAGCACCCCACCAUCACGGAGGAGGAGCGCCGGUACAUCGAGGAGAGCAUCGGCGAGAGCGCCAGCCUCAUGAACCCCCUGAUGAAAUUCCGGGCCCCCUGGCGGAAGUUCUUCACCUCCAUGCCUGUCUACGCCAUCAUCGUGGCCAACUUCUGCCGCAGCUGGACCUUCUACCUGCUGCUCAUCAGCCAGCCGGCCUACUUCGAGGAGGUCUUCGGCUUCGAGAUCAGCAAGACCCGGGAGGAGUGGCAGUACGUCUUCCUCAUCGCCUCGCUGGUGCACUACGGGGGCGUCCUGUUCUACGGGAUCUUCGCCUCGGGCGAGAAGCAGCCCUGGGCCGAGCCGGAGGAGACCAGCCUGGAGAAAUGCGGCUUCAUCCACGAGGAUGAGCUGGCCGACGAGGAGGACGAGGCCGCCCGGGGGGCCGGCGACGGGGGAGGGGGCGGCUACGGGGCCACCAAAAGCACCAGCUUUGCCAAUGGGGGCUGGGUGGCCGACUGGGACAAGAAGGAGGAGUUUGUGCAGGAGCCCGGCAAGGACACCUACAUGUACGGGGCGCCGGGGGACAGGGACCUGUCCUAAGGGGCCUCCCCCCGGGCACCUUUGCAUUGGUACAGUCCAGGGGGGUGGGGCUGAACUUCACCCCACCCCCAGUGUCCCUCCCCCACUGCAUUGGUACAGUCCAGAGGGGUGUGACCACAGUUGGACACCCCCCCUUUUAUGUUGGUAUAGUCCAGAGAGAUGGGGCUGAGGUUGCCCAUGCCCCCAUCCCCUCGCUGCAUUGGUACAAUCCAGCAAGGUGAGAGGAUGGGGCUGAGCUAAGCCAUACAUAUCCCCCCUCCCCCAGUGCCAUUUCUUUGGUACAGUCCAGCUGGGUGACGGGGUGGGAUAUGUCUUGGCCAUAGCCACCCUGUGGAGGCCCUUCCCAAAUCCCCUACUGCAUUGGUAGGAUCCAGAGGGUUGAGCCUGAAUUAGGCCACACCCCUGUGCAAUAGACCACAGCCCCUUUCAUUCAUUGGUGGGAUCCAGGAGGGCAAAGGGGUGGAGCUGAGUCAGGCCACACCCCCAAGGGUUCUGCUCCAUUGGUACAAUCCGAGGGGGUGGAGCUGAUACCAAGGUGGCCCCACCCCUCCAAAAGCCACGCCCAACACUCUACCCCUCUGAAAACCACCACUUGGUAUGGUGCUGAGCUUAGUGACCACCCCCCCGGGCCACUGGCACUAGUAUGGCCCAUUGGGGAGGGGGGGGCAUAGGAGUUAGACCUUUGACCCAGAGGUUGGAAGGUUUUGACCUUUAAUCCUCAGAUUCUGUGGGGGUGACGGGGCACUACCUGACCUUGACUCUGGAAGACCUUUGACCUCAAGCCAGCUGUUGUUUGACCUUUGACCUUAGGACUCAAUCUUGGGCACAAAUUGACCUUGAGGUUGUCAGUGCUUGACCUUUGCCCUUGAACUUCCCUCAUGCCACAUCCCUCCCCACCCAUCAGGCCUGUGGGGCAGCACUAGUUCCAGUGGGUGGAGGGAUGAAGGGAUGUUCCAAGCCCUGAGCCCAAAGUUCAAAAAACUACAUGGCAAAUGAUGGUUUCAAAACACCCCAAGUGUUCCAAUUGGCGGUUUCAAGAUUCUCCGAGCUGCCCACCCUGGUGGCUCCCGGAUACCCUGCACUUUACGGCCAGCGCGCCUCUCAGGAGGUGGUUUCCAUGUGGCCCUGCACAUCCGCGAUGAUGGUUUCAAGCUGCUCCAUGCAUUCGGGCUGGUAGGUUCGACGCCUCACACGCUGUAGGUGACGGGUCUGAGACACUCCACAUGCUCUAGCUGACAGUUUCAAGUUACCCUGCACUUUUUAAAUGAUGGUUUCGAGUUACCCCACACAGCUUUAGCCAGCAGUUUCAAAGUGCCCUGUACAUCCUAGCAGGCAUCCAGUCAGGCUGCUCAAUCCUAUUCUAGCUGGUAGUUUCAGGGAACCCUGCACCAUGCAACUGCUGGUGUCAAGCUGCCCCGAAUGUUCUAGCUUGCUGGGUCACAGCUGCUGCAUUUCACUUCUCCUGGGUGCAGUAUUUUCCAACUGCCUUCAAUACUUCAGCGGGCAGCUUCCAGUCACCCCACCUGCUCAAGCCAGUGGUUUCAAGUCACUCCAACCUCACCAGCUGGCAGUUUCAAGUCACCCCUUGCUAGCCAACCAACAGUUCCAAAUCAGAUCACCCCAUCCAGCUGGCAGUUUCAAGUCAUCCAGGACAUGCUCAGCCCAGGGCUUCUACCCAGUCUGCACCCUCUAGUUGGUGGCUUCAUGCCUCCCCACAGCCAACCCUUUCUAUGUGACAGUUUCAAGUCCCCCCUUGCAUUUUCUCAAGCCAUGUAGACACCCCCACCAUUGGUUCGGCCCUGGCACCACCCAGUUCCUCCCAGUUAGGGGCAGGCACUGAUGGUGUGAGACAAGGGAUACCCGGAAAGGUGGGGGGAAGCCGAGCCUCUGUCCCCGUCCGCACCCUACAGCUCCGGCGUUGGAUGGUCUGUCAGGCGUUGACUCUGUACGUGUCUCCCCUGCUGGAAGAGCCCGAUUCUUGUGUAAAUAUAUAAAUAUAAAACAUCCA